Candidozyma haemuli is the source of this 14847-nucleotide messenger RNA. RefSeq names its product AAA family ATPase midasin (gene MDN1). Gene Ontology annotation, molecular function: ATP hydrolysis activity; ATP binding. The record is from RefSeq and is a predicted model, not a curated record. Gene Ontology annotation, biological process: ribosomal large subunit assembly; rRNA processing. The transcript is spliced from 2 exons. The coding region runs from base 1 to 14847 and encodes 4948 amino acids. Gene Ontology annotation, cellular component: preribosome, large subunit precursor; nucleus. NCBI's taxonomy places the organism in Eukaryota, Fungi, Ascomycota, Pichiomycetes, Serinales, Metschnikowiaceae.
AUGAGCCAUUUCAUCACUUUGCGCCCGAAUGAGGCCUUGGCCAAGCUUGAGACUUACAAGCACCAGUUUCCACAAAAGACAGUGCCCAGACCGUUCGAGUUCUCCGAGCAAGUGGCACUCGACUUGGAUAAGCUAGCACUCAUUGCAUUACACCCAGACUCGACACUUGCCAUCUACUAUGCUUACGAGCCUAUUUUCCUUGACUUGAUGGCCCGCUGGGUUCAAAAUACCGCCUGGUUUGAGACUAAUUACACCGAAGUCCACGGAACGGCUUCGUCUGCUCCAGGUUCCAUUGUCUUACUAGCAUUGUCUCGCAUCAUUGAUUUGGCUCCAGAAUCCACCAACUUGAUAGAAUACUACUUCGAUUCCUCCAAUGAUAUCCUUUCCAGCCUUUUCGAUCCAUCCUUGACUCCAUCCGAAUUACAAGCAUCCCUUUUGGCAUACUACAGAAUCUACCACUCCAACCCGCAUAUUUUCAAGCGCUUCAUCGAUCCCAAAAAUCUCCAUAAAAUCAUCCAUUUAGAAUCCGAAGACUAUAAUCCCGCUAAGAUUUUGUCCAUCCGCAUCCUUUCCAGUUAUAUCAGCGCCUCCGAAUCUGCCCAUGAAUCAAUGUUGGAGACACAUGUUAGAGGUUCGUUCCAUGGAACCUAUGAUGGAGGUUACUCAAUAGACUAUAGGUUUGUUCCAUUGGUUGAGGCCAAGAGACUUUCCAACCAUACCAAGUUGCCUCCUGCCGUUUCCUAUCCCGACGGUAAGCCAAUUCAAAUCUCCCAAGCCGAGUUGUCGCCUCUAAUCACUUGUGUGUGUGGAGUGCUUCUUUUCAAUAGAUCUUCAGAUAAGGUCACUAAUAGUGACAGCACGUUCGUUCCUGUCGAAGGAUCUGUUACUGUCUUGAAGCAAUUGGCUACACACAUCCUGAGAGAUAGACCUGUCAUGCUUCAUGGUCCUCCUGGAUCUGGUAAGACGUUCCUCAUCAAUCAGAUGGCCAGCUACAUGAACUGCUCUGACUCUAUUGUCAAGAUCCAUUUGGGAGAACAAACAGAUGCUAAGCUUCUUUUGGGUACUUAUACUUCAGGAGAGAAGCCAGGUUCCUUCCAGUGGAGAUCAGGUGUCUUGACUACUGCCGUUAGAGAAGGCAAGUGGGUCUUGGUAGAAGACAUUGACAAAGCUCCAACUGAGGUUCUUUCGAUCCUUCUUGUUUUAUUGGAGAAGCGUGAACUCAAUAUUCCUUCAAGAGGUGAAGUGAUUAAGGCCCACAGCGGAUUCCAGCUCAUAUCCACCAUCACAACCUCAUCCGAACAGCAUUCAAGACUACCAGAUCUUAUUGGUAUGCGUCUAUGGGAACUUUGUGAAGUCCCCCCACUCCCCGAAACAGACUUGAAGUUCAUUCUUGCAGCCAAGUUCCCAUUACUUGAAAAGUUCAUCGCCAAGUUCAUCAUGCUUUAUGACAAGGUUGUCCAGAUAUUCUCCAUGCCAGCUUUCAUUUCAUUGAAUAAAGGAUCCCAUCCUAGAUCCAACUCCUCCAGAGACCUCAUGAAGUUUUGUUCUCGUUGUAACAAGUUACUUCAGAAUAAAGGUGUUACAAAUGAUGAUACGCUUUUCGAAACCCUGGUUUAUGAAGACAUUUUCGCUGAAGCUGUCGAGUGCUUUGGUAGUGCUAUCACGGAACCCUCCGCUUCUGUGCCACUUAUGAACGCUAUUGGUGAGAUAUUGGAGAUCCCAGCCACCAGAGUCAACUUAUUUAUUGAGAACUACGUUCCAUCCAUGCAUAUCGACGACGAUUCCAUACAAAUUGGACGUGCUCUUCUUCACAAGUCGUCCUUUGACAAAGCCCUUUAUCCUCGCAAGAAAGGUGGAGAGUCUAGUUUUGCUCGUACGAAGCACCUGAAACGUCUUAUGGAACAAAUUGCAUUGGCAAUUCAAAUGGUGGAACCAGUAUUAUUGGUUGGUGAAACCGGUACUGGUAAGACCACAGUUGUCCAAGAAGUGGCUAAGAUGAUGAACAAGAAGUUGACUGCCAUUAAUGUUUCUCAACAAACCGAGGCCAGUGAUCUUCUAGGCGGCUUCAAACCUGUGAACACUAUGACCGUUGCUGUUCCAUUGCAGGAGUCUUUUGAGAACCUUUUCUUAGCUACCUUCUCCCAAAAGAAGAAUGCAAAGUUUUCAGAGCUCUUAUCUAAAUGCUUCAACAAAAGACAGUGGAAGAACGUCAUCAAGCUUUGGAAGGAAGCUGUGAAAAUGGCUCGUGUUACUUUAGAUAAGAGCGAUGACUCAGGAGACGAGAAGACUCAGGAUGGUGGUCCUAAAAAGAAGAGGAAGUUGUCUUCAACCGAGAAGCUGGCCAUGCUUGAAAAAUGGGUUAACUUCCUGAAUGGCGUCGAGAAGUUUGAAGCUCAAGCAGCCAAUCUUGAAAGUUCUUUCGUGUUUAAUUUCGUUGAAGGUUCGCUCGUCAAAGCUGUUCGCAACGGCGAAUGGCUUCUUCUUGAUGAAAUCAACUUGGCUUCCUCAGAUACUUUGGAGAGUAUCGCUGAUCUUUUGACCGAGGCAUCUGAACAGAGAUCUAUUUUGUUGAGUGAAAGAGGCGACGUUGAGGCUAUUAAGGCACACCCAGACUUCCGUAUCUUUGGUUGUAUGAACCCUUCUACUGAUGUUGGUAAGCGUGAUUUGCCUGUGAGUAUACGAUCAAGAUUCAGCGAGAUUUACGUGCAUUCCCCUGAUAGAGAUAGAGAGGAUCUUUUGCUGAUUAUCGAUAAGUACAUUGACAAGUAUGCUGUGGGCGACGACUGGAUCUCUGAGGAUAUUGCUGAGCUUUACCUUGAGGCCAAGCUGUUAGCAGAGAAGAACAAGAUUGUCGAUGGUGCCAACCAAAAACCUCAUUUCAGUAUCCGUACUCUCACGAGAACGUUAACUUACGUCAGAGAUAUUGUCAUGACUUACGGCUUGAGAAGGUCUCUUUACGAAGGUUUCUGUAUGUCCUUCUUGACCUUGCUCGACGUUAAAUCUGAGGCUUUGUUGAGACCAAUUAUCGAGCAGUAUACUGUUGGUAAGUCCAAGAACCCUAGGGGAGCUCUCUCGCACAUCCCCAAGGCACCUUCAGAUGCUAACCAUCAGUAUGUUCAGUUUAGACAUUAUUGGUUGCAAAAGGGUGCAUUUGAUGUUGAUGAGCAGCCUAAUUAUAUCAUCACCCCGUUCGUGGAAAAGAACCUUCUUAAUUUGGUACGUGCUACUGCCAGCAGAAGGUUUCCAGUCUUGGUUCAAGGUCCAACUUCGGCCGGUAAAACUUCCAUGAUCAGUUAUCUUGCUGCUAUUUCUGGCCACAAGUUUGUCCGUAUCAACAACCACGAGCAUACCGAUUUGCAAGAAUACUUGGGUACUUACAUCUCCGACUCAAGUGGAAAAUUGGUCUUCAGAGAAGGUAUCUUGGUUGAGGCCUUACGUAACGGUUAUUGGAUUGUUUUGGAUGAACUUAACCUUGCCCCUACAGACGUUCUCGAGGCUUUGAAUCGUUUGUUGGAUGACAACAGAGAGCUCUUUAUUCCAGAGACACAGGAAAUCGUACACCCACAUCCAGAUUUCAUGCUUUUUGCUACUCAGAACCCACCUGGCUUGUAUGGUGGUAGAAAGGUUCUCUCUCGUGCUUUCAGGAACAGAUUUUUGGAGUUGCAUUUCGACGAUAUUCCAAGAGAUGAGCUUGAGAUUAUUUUGAGAGACAGAUGUCGUAUCGCUCCUUCUUACGGUAAGAAGAUUGUCGAAGUUUACAACGAAUUAUCCUUGCAGCGUCAAUCUUCUAGACUUUUUGAACAGAAGAACUCUUUUGCAACUUUGCGUGACUUGUUCCGUUGGGCUCUCAGAGAAGCUGUUGGAUACGAGGAGUUGGCUGCUAACGGUUACAUGCUUCUUGCCGAACGUGUCCGUAAUGAAGAAGAAAAGCAAGUUGUGAAGCAGACUAUUGAGAAGGUCAUGAGAGUCAAGCUUGACAUGGACGCUUACUAUGAGAAGCUUGAAAACAAGGAGAUCUUCAACCUUGAGCUGCCAAUCGUUUGGACAAAGGCUAUGAGAAGAUUGGCUGUUUUAGUUUCGACUUCCAUCAAAUACAAGGAGCCUUUGCUUCUUGUUGGUGAAACAGGAUGUGGUAAGACUACUGUGUGUCAAAUCCUUGCGCUGUUCAUGGGUAAGCAAUUAAUCACUGUGAAUGCUCACCAGAACACUGAAACUGGAGAUAUUCUUGGUGCCCAGAGACCACUCAGAAAUAGGUUUGAGACGAGAGGUGAGCUUGUGAAGAAUUUGGUUGCUUUCUUUGAAACCCUUGGCAUUGAUGUCGAACUCAAGGAGGCAAAUGCUGAGGGCUUGACCACCAAGUACCGCAAGACAGUAUCAUCUCUUUCAGAUGAGGACAAGGCUAAGGUUGGAGAAACACUUAUUGCUGAUAUCGAAGCAAACAUCAAAGCUGCCGGUGUUCUUUUCGAAUGGGUGGAUGGUCCUUUGGUCCAGGCCAUGAAAACUGGUGACUUUUUCUUGCUCGAUGAGAUUUCUUUAGCUGACGACUCCGUUCUUGAAAGAUUGAACUCUGUGCUUGAGCCUGAGAGAAGCUUGUUGCUUGCGGAGAAGGGUACUGAAGAUGCUUUCCUUGUCGCUCAGGAUGAUUUCCUGUUCCUUGCCACCAUGAAUCCUGGUGGUGAUUACGGUAAGAAGGAGUUGUCGCCUGCUUUGAGAAAUAGAUUCACUGAGAUCUGGGUUCCUUCUAUGGACGACUUCAAUGAUGUCAGACACAUUGUCAAAGCUCGUCUUAACUCCCAGCACGAGUGGCUCGCGGACCCUCUUACUGAUUUCUCCGAAUGGUUUGGAAGAAAGCUUGGUAACGGUAAUGUCAACAGCGGUGUCAUCUCGCUCAGAGACAUUUUGGCUGAAUCCAUUUCUUCCGAUGCCGCUUUUUACCAUGGUGCUUCUAUGGUUUUCAUUGAUGCUUUAGGCACUAACAACACCGCUUACCUUGCUGAAAACGAGACGAAGUUGACUGGGUAUAAGACUGAAUGUGUUGAGAAACUUAGCCUGGCUAUCAAGAAGGAUGUUUCACAGUAUUCUCUUAUCAACAAUCACGAGGUUAUUGUCGAGGAAGCUAGUCUUAAAGCUGGUUUGUUUGAGAUUGCCCGUGUUCCCGAGACUACUUUCAACGAUCCAUUCAACUUACAUGCCCCAACAACAGCUGCUAACGCCCUGCGUGUCGUGAGAGCAAUGCAAGUCAAGAAGCCUGUUUUAUUGGAGGGUAGCCCUGGUGUGGGUAAGACCAGUUUGGUGUCUGCAAUUGCCAAAGCAACCGGAAACGAAUUGAUCAGAAUCAAUCUUUCUGAGCAAACUGAUUUGAUUGAUCUUUUUGGAUCUGAUGCUCCUGUUGAAGGUGGUCAGACCGGUGAGUUUGUAUGGAGAGAUGCACCAUUUUUGAGAGCAAUGAAGAACGGUGAAUGGGUCUUGUUGGAUGAAAUGAACCUUGCUUCUCAAUCGGUAUUGGAAGGUUUGAACGCUUGUCUUGAUCACAGAGGAGAAGCUUAUAUUCCUGAGCUUGAUCGGUCGUUCCCACGUCAUCCUGAUUUCAAGGUGUUCGCUGCUCAGAACCCUCAGUACCAAGGUGGUGGAAGAAAAGGUUUACCCAAAUCGUUCGUCAACAGAUUUACUGUGGUGUUUGUGGAUACAUUGAGUGCCGACGAUUUGACUUUGAUUUCCCACAAGCUUUAUCCUAAUAUUUCCAGAGACGACUGCAGCAAGCUUAUCACAUUUAUCUCUAAAUUGGAAGAGCAAGUUGUUCAUGAAAAGUCGUUUGGAAACUUUGGUGGUCCAUGGGAAUUUAACUUGAGAGAUGUGUUACGUUGGUUGAGCUCGUUCAAUUCUCUUAAGAAUAUCAACAACGAAAAGGACAUGCAGCUAGGUGAAUUUUUGGACAUGAUUGUUUGUCAAAGAUUUAGGACGCCUGAGGACCGUUUCAAGGUUAGAGAACUCUUCAUUUCGGUUUUCGGUAUUCAGUCAGACAGAACGCCAUUUUACUCCAUCGGUUUGGAUUACGUUCAGGCUGGAGGUGCUCUCAUCAAGAGGAACGACAUUACUCAGUUCAACGAUUCGUCGGACAGAAUCAAUUUGGCACCUCUCCAAUGUAACUUCCCAGUUCUCGAGUCUGCGUUUAGAAGUGUUAAUGAGAAUAUUCCAUUCAUCAUAACAGGUCCUUCCAAUGCGGGUAAGACUGAAUUGAUCAGGUUCAUGGCUCUUGCUGCUGGUGUCAAGCUUUCUGAAUUUGCCAUGAACAGCGAUGUCGACAGUAUGGAUAUUUUGGGUGGAUAUGAACAAGUCGAUGUGACCAGAGCAAUGUCAGAAGUUACUGCAAAGACUUAUUCUUACUUCAGGGAGUUCGUUAUUCAAGACAGUCUCGCCGUUCUGAAGAAUGCUAAGGCUGCUCUUCUUGCAAUGGAUUUGUUGUAUGUGAUUGAAAAGACGACACUGAUUGCCGACUCGUUCCCAGAGAUUUCCAGAUGUUUUAGGAACUUUGUGAGCCAAUACCAUAAUGAGACUUUGGAUGAUCUUCUCAAAAUGUUUGAAGAGGUUGAGAAGAAGGCCAACGAAAAAACUGCGGUCAGAUUUGAAUGGUUCGAUGGGUUGUUGGUUAAGGCUGUUUCUAAUGGUGACUGGUUGGUCUUGGAUAACGCCAAUUUGUGUAACCCUUCUGUUCUUGAUAGACUCAAUUCUUUGCUUGAGGUUAAUGGAUCGUUGAUCAUCAACGAAUGCAGCACAGAAGAUGGAUUACCUCGUGUGUUGACUCCACAUCCCAACUUCAGAUUGUUUUUGACCGUGAACCCCAAGUAUGGUGAGUUAUCUCGUGCCAUGAGAAACAGAUGUAUCGAAGUUCAUAUCGAUGACCUUCAGUAUAGGUCGACUACUUUUGAUAAGUUGACUUUGGGUGUCCCACCUGUCCAGGACACUAUGGCUGACGGUGACAUUUGUGACAUGAUGGAUAAGCUCAAAUUUGGCGAAACCGGUGCUGGUAAGCCUUUGGCUUCCUUCAUUCCGUGUAACGAGUCUAAAGUCAGAAGAUUUGCAACCACUACUGAUGCCUUCGAUCUUUAUAAACAGAAUUUGGCUAAAAGUUCUCUUGUGAGUAUUUUGGCUCAACUGGACAUCCAAUUCGUGGAAACCUGGGCUCAAACUGUGUUUUCGUGCAAAGAGUUUGAAUUUGUCUUUAAGACUACGAUUGAGAACUCAGUGGAAGUUUUGAAGGUGUUGUCUAGCGCUGACUACUUGUCGAGCUGUCAAAAGACCUACAACAACGUUGAUGAAUCUAGAGUUUCGGCUAGAUUCCUGGAGACUCAAACGCUUAAUCCAAUCAUUAAUGAGGUAAUUGUGCCCUAUUUGAGCCAAAAUGGUGAGGUCAACUGGCUUGAACCUACCUUGUUGUUCCAGGUGGCUUCCAACAUUUUCGACAUGACCGAUGUGUUGCUGAAUAUUGAGAAGAAGGGAAGUGAAGGUCAGCUUCAGCAUCUCUCAUUCCUUGAGCUUUCUGCUGCUGUUAACUUUGGUAGAGAAAUGAAAAGAAUGCCAAAGGUGAAUGUUUACGGAUUCGUGAAGGAGUUGCACAACUGGAUCGUGAAAGUCUUUUUGACUCAUGCUACUGCUUCGGUAGACUACAACGAGCUGGUGUUUUCGACAAUUCUCGAGCUUCAGGGAAUCUGGCAUUGUUUGGUUGCGUCUGCUCAAGUCCAGAAUGUCACCAAGUUGAGAGUUUAUCACAAUAUGGUCAAUGCUUGGUUUGAGAAGCAUAAAGAUAUCUCCAUGCUCAUUGAUCAGAAAAAACCUAUUACUAGUCUUUCACUCGAACUUGAGUUGACAACGGGUUUCUCUAUGGGAACUAUUUGGAAUCACUUCCGUCAGAACUAUCCAUCUUCAAACGAGGCCUGGGAGUACUUUUCAAGUUACUUGGAUAUCUUGAGGGAAUUUGAUGACUUGGUUGCACAAUAUGAGAUGAAUGCUGAAGAGAUCUCAGUUCUUAGGCAGCUUAUGAUUGACCUUCACGGAACGAUUAUUAACGCUUCUGCUUCUGACAAUGAGCUUGCUGAAUUGUUUAAACAAUUGGUGAGUGGCAUAGCAUCUCUCAAGGAAGCUGCUAAAGGUUCUGCCAAAAGACAUAAUGACUUUGAGCCAGAAUUUACCAUGCUCUCCAACCUUGUUGAGUCAAGCAGUGUGGUAUCUGGUGCUGACACUUUGGCAACCCAAUUGAAGCUCCACCAAAAAUCUGAUAAGCUGACUUUAGGCUUGGUGUUUUCUCAGAGUUCCGAUAUUUUCAAGCCUUACCCAAGAAUCUUCGACGACUUGUGGUUGAAGAAUCAGGAUGAUGGCGUUAAGGGCCUUUUCGGAGAAGUGCUUUUUGAAACUGCUAACCAGAAAUCUCACGGACUUGAUAAGUGUCUGGGUAAGUUCUUGGAUCAGCAAUUGGUGGACAUGAAGCUUCUUGCCAGCUCGCUUAUUGAAAACUCGAGCGCUGUCCUUCAAGACCAGAAAGAAGUUUUCUUGAAGCUCCUUAUUGAUUGGAUGCACCAGAUUUUGGCAGCACAUGGUAUUGAAUUACCCCAAGCUUCUGAUUCUUUUAACGAAGAAAUUAUCAGUACUACCAUGAAGUCUGUUAAAGAAGCUGGCGAGGAUGCUUUACUCAAGGUAUUCGAAGUAUACAUUGGCCCUGCUUUGCUGCUUGCCUUCUCUACUGCUUCGUUGAAAUCCCUUGGUAAAGCUUGGGUGCUCUUCUCGUGUGGCUGUAUUCAGCUUUUCGUGCCUAGUUCUCCGUUGGAUCCCGCUAUUGAUGACCACGUUGCGUACGACAUUUACAAGGCACAGAAUGAAUCUUUGGAUGUCCUUAUUGAGUCUUGGAAAGCUGUUAGACAAACGAUCGCAGGAGAUGAGCCUUUGGCUACCGAAUUGACUAUUCCACACUUGAGGAAUGCCGACAGGGAGAUGCCGAAGAUCUUCAGACCUAACGAUGGAAUUGACGAAUUGUUUGAAGAGUGGUCCAGCUUUAUGUCUUCGUCUAUUGAUGAGGAGGCAGUUAAACGUUUGCUUUCUCGUGCUGAUGCUGAAUAUACCGAAGCUAGCGCCAACAGCAUUAAUGUCUUCCAGCACAACUCGUCUAACUUCCUUACUCGUUUGAGAGCCAGCAAGCUUGUUUACUCAGAUCUCAAUGACAUCUUGGCUGGUUACGUCUACGGUUUGAAGUUCGGCCUCAAUUUGAUGACGAUGGAAAACGAAAACUCCCUUGCGAAGUUGCCAUUAUCAGAGCUUUGGUCCGUUGAGAUCUCGAACUUGCUUAAUCCUUCUCAGGUAAAGGCUACUUUUGAUGAGUUCAAGCUUGCAAGCAAGUCUUUCGGAAACAGUUCCAACGCGAGCGAGAAGCUGAUGCUCUUCUUCAUUAGUUUGUGCUUUUUGCAGAAUCACAAGUCUUCUGGCUCUGAACUCGACUAUGUCACCAACCUGGCUUUCCAAACGUUGUAUUACAGAUGGUUCUACAGAAGAGCAAAGGAGGAAGAAUUAGCUGCACAAGAAGCCUCUCUCUACAAGUAUGAAGGAGACGAUGAUAAUGUGGAGAAGGAUUUCCAGGAGCUCUUCCCUGACUAUGAAGAAGUGAUGGAAGUCGACAGCAACCUUUCCAAGAACACCACUGCGUUCUCGGAUUUGUACCCUGCCCUUUGCCAGCUCUAUGUUGAUUACUAUCUCCAUGGAAAACGUUCUGAUGUGUUUGGUGUUGUUCAACAGGGUGCUAAAUUGGCUUCAGAUUUGUCUAAGUUUGAUAACUUGUUCGCUCAUGGCUCAACCAGCUCGAGCUCCUUAGCGGCUGUGCUUACAAACAUGCUGAAGAUUCAUACCACCUACUCCAUUGACAAGGGUGACGAUGUUGAUUUCUAUCAUGGCGAGUCUCCAUUCCAGUUUAGAAGAGCCAUGCGUGUUGUGAACAAUGUGCAUAGUUCAGUGUCUUCGCUUUUGGACCAAUGGCCUGAACAUGCUACUUUGCAGAACAUUUCUAGAACUGCUCAAGAGUUUACUGAAUUCCCAUCUAACUAUCCUGUUUCAAGACUUCUUCAGAAGGUGGAGGUGAUCUUCACGUACAUCAACGAAUGGGAGAAAUUUGCUAGCAGUAAGGUUACCUUGAAGGCUUGUUAUGACGAGCUCACGGAGCUCAUUGUUUCUUGGAGAAAGCUCGAGCUCUCCUCAUGGAAGAAGUUAUUCGACAAUGAAGACUCUACCUUUAAGGAGAGAAUCGGCAAAUGGUGGUUUUAUCUCUUUGAGACCAUUAUUGUGCCAAUUGUUCUGGCUGAUGAGAACGAUGAACAGAAGAUGUCUCCAAUUCAACUUUUGGGUGCUUUGAAUGUGUUUAUGAGUGAAACUACGUAUGGUGAGUUUGUGCCAAGAUUGGAGUUGGUUGAGGCUUUCAGAAAACAUGCUUUGACUCUUGAAGGUGGCGAAACUACAGCUAAUGCUCUUGGUAACUUCACAAAGUUCUACCAGCAGUACGUCCCACUCAUUGGUGAAGCUAUUGAGCAAAGUAAGAAGACUCUUGAGAAAGAUAUCAAUGAAGUUAUUCUCCUUGCUAGCUGGAAGGACGUCAACAUAGAUGCUCUUAAACAGAGCUCCCGUCGUUCCCACAGCAGUCUUUUCAAGAUCGUGAGGAAGUACCGUUCACUUUUGGCCACGCCUAUUUCUCCACUCGUUCAAGCAGGCUUUUCUUCAGAGUCGAAGGUUUUGACUGAACAACCUAUCCAUAUUGCUACUGUUGGCGAACUUACCCAGGACCACAGCACGCGUUUGGCUAUUCAAAAGCUUUGUGGCAAGGCUGCCACCUGGGACGAGAGACCAAACAGACUCAAGAAUCUGUCUAUGAUUGAGAACAAUAUGCGUAUCUUUAUUGAGAAGGUCAACAGGGCAGCUGCUCCAUCCCUUUAUGAAUACGCCAAGGAGAUUAUUGAGGAAAUGGAUAGACUCAAGAAGGAAACACCAAAUGUGAUGAAUGAUGAGACGAAGAAGACUGUUGCAGCUUUGAGGACUCAAAAACACAAGCUUUUGAGUGAGGUUUUGAAAGAGUUGAGAAGAAUCGGUAUCAAGACAACCGUCAAGCCGGAUAUCAAGAAGCUCUUGGCUACAGUCAACUUGAUCUUCACCAACAGUGCUGCAUUUGGCUCGAAACACUUAGCUGGAUCGGAUAGCUACUUUAUGAGAAUUUUGGAUUUGCUUCCUCGUCUUCGUGCUUCGGUAGCUGAAGGUAAUGAAGAGGUGCCACAAGCGGAUCUUGAAAGAGGAAUGGCAGCCACUGAAAACUUGCUUUUCUCGUUGGUUACUACCAGGAAGCCGAUCGCUAACUUGAAUCAGUCACUUGAAAGUUUAGGUGCCCUUAACACUGCAAUCGCUGAUAAGCUUUCUGCCUUUAACCAAAGUUCAUCCGUGAUGUGUAAGUCGUCCUCAGUUGACGUAUUCUUUUCGUCAUUGAAGAAGCUUGGAAGAUUUGUUUCCAGUUUCGAUCAGUUGUUAGACUACGUUUUUGAAGUGCUUGACAGUGCUGCUUUCUUUGGCCAAGAAGUGAAGAGUGAUAUUUUCACUGAGUUGAGACGUGAAGUUGGCCAAUGGAAGAGUAAGUUGUCCAUCAACGAACUCACCAUUCCGUCCGAAGAUGAACUCUUGAUGUUGAAUGAAUUCAAGACUUUCAUUGACCGUGUUGUUGAUGAGUUGAUCUAUUGGAGAUCUUCCAAUCCUAACAAUGCUUUCAUUGCUGACACCUUGCUUACCUGGCUCAAGGACAGGAAGACAUAUACCAAUGUUGAUUCUAUUACUUCGGCUGAUGGUGCUGCUACCGUUGAGCAGUUGGAGAAAUCGCUUAGAAAGCUUUCGAACUCUAUUCUUGUUUCUGUUCAAAAGGCAGUUGAAUUGCACGCAGAUGAAAUCACUAUGGACGAUGAUUCCUGGUUGCAAACCACUCAGCAGAGAGUUUCCCAGGCUAUCAAGGUUCUUCACCACGAGAGUAUUGUUUCCCUUCUCGAGGAUACUAGAAAUGUUGUUUUGAAUAUUGAGCAUAAUGAGGAGACUUCUGCUAUUUCUGCUGCUUUGAUGUCGUUUACUUUACCAUUAACCCAACUUUAUCACAAACUUGCUGCUUGCGUUUUCGAUAGAGCCAGAGAGAAUUACGUUCAGGUGUCUAGAUCCACAUACGUCAUGGCAACUGCUCUUUACACGUUGUCGAGCUCUGGUUUCUGCUCUCCUGAACCUCCACAGGAACAGAAGAAGGACGAUAAUUUGCAAGAAGGUACUGGCUUGGGUGAUGGCGAAGGUGCUACCAACAACUCCAAGGAUGCUGAUGAAGAUGAUGAUUUGGAUGAACAUGCUCAAAAGCCAAAUGAGGAGAACGACAAAGAUAAGGAUGAAGGUGAAGAUGAAGAUGAUGAAGCGGUUGAUAUUGAGGGCGAUAUGGCCGGUGAUCUCGAAAAUGCAUCCGAUCAGGAGAAGGACGAUAAUGAAGACGGUGAAGAAGAGGAAGAACUUGAUGAAGAAAUUGAUGAUCUCGAUGAUCUUGAUCCUAAUGCUGUUGAUGAAAAGAUGUGGGAUGAAGAAGCCAAGGAUGAUUCUAAGGAGAAAGAGUCAGAUAAGAUGCCACAGAAAUCUUCCGCCGACGACGACAAUUUGGAAGCCAUGGAAGAUGAGGAACAGAAAGAUCAAGAGGGCGAGAAUGAGGAUGGUGAUGAAAAUGACAAGGAGAAUGAUGGUGAAUCUGGAGACGAAGAAGAAGAUGUUGGCGAGCAAGAGGAUGAAGUGAAGAAUGAAGAAAAUGAGCAGCUCGACGACCAUGUACCAGAGACCGAGACGCUUGAUUUACCUGAAGACAUUAACUUGGACGAUGAGAAUGACGAAGAGGGCCAAGAUGAAGAUGAAGGCGAUGAAAAGUUUGAGGAUGGUCUUGAUGAAGAAGAGAAACCAGAAGAGAAUGCUCCAGAAGAUAAAGAGGAAGAACCUGCAAAUGCUGAAUCCGGUGAUGAGGAUGAGGAUGAUGCCAUGGACGAAGAUGAAAAUGCCAACGAAGAAGAGGAAGAAGGCACAGCUGGCGACGAUAAGGAAGUUGAUGAAGAUCCACAGAAUGAGGAAUCAGAUGAAGAAACUGUCAAUGCACCUGAAGAAGAUGAAGAAGAAAAUAAAGAAGAAGAGCAAGACUCAGCUGAAAAAGGCGAGCAAGAGGCAGAUGGUCUUGAUGGUGCCGAUCAGGAACAAAAUGAAGAAGAGGAUGUCGACAUGGAUGCAGCAUCUAAAGCAGCCAUGGGUGAAAAGGGCGAUGGUGCUGAUAAUGAAGUGAUGGAAGACCAAGACGAUGUGGGUGCUUCUGGAACCGCGUCUUCCGAAAUGCAACAGAAUGAAGAGAAGGAUCAAGAUACGAAUGAUAACUCCAACAGCGAAGUCAAAGAAUCUUUGAAACAGUUGGGUGAUUCUUUGAAGGAGUUCCAUCGUCGCAGACAAGAAAUCAAGGAAGCCAGCCAACAAGAACAAGAAGAGCCUGAAGCCAAGGCAGACGUUAGACCUGACGAAUUCCAACACGUCGAGGGAGAAAACACUGAACAAGAUACUCAGGCUCUUGGAUCUGCUGACAACCAGGACCAGAUUCAACGUAUUGAUGAAGAUAAGGCCAUUGAUGAUGAUGAAGAGCAGCUUCCAAAACAAGAAGAAGAAAAGCAGGAAGAAAAGAAUGCUGCUGAUGAUAUGGAUAUUGAAGAUGGCGAUAAGGAAGAAGCUCAAGAUGGAGAACAAGGCGACCAAGAAGCUGAAACCGAGAACUUGGGAGCUUUUGUUGGAGAGAGAAGAACUGUUAAGGAAGAAGACCAAACCAUCGAUCUUGACAGAGACGAGUUGGAAGACACCAAGGCUGAAGUCGACAUGAAACAUCAAGUUAACGACGACUAUGAACUUGGAGGCGAUGAAAUCCCAGCUCUCGGUCUUUUUGAAGCCAGAGAGGCCUGGAACCGCAGUGAACUUGCUACCCAAGAAUUGUCUUCAGGAUUAUGUGAACAGUUGAGAUUGAUCUUGGAACCUACCUUGGCAACCAAGUUAAGAGGAGACUACAAGACCGGUAAGAGACUCAAUAUGAAGAGAAUCAUUCCUUACAUUGCCUCGGAGUUCAGAAAGGAUAAGAUUUGGCUCAGAAGGACUAAACCUUCCAAGAGACAAUACCAGAUUAUGAUUUCGGUUGACAACUCCAAAUCCAUGAGUGAGAGUAAAGUCACCGAGUUGACGUUGCACAGUAUUGCUCUUGUCUCCAAGGCUCUUACCCAAUUGGAGAGUGGUGGUUUAUCGAUUGUCAGAUUCGGUGAAGACGUCAAACUCCUUCAUCCAUUUGACAGGCCAUUCAACCAGGAAACAGGUGCUCGUGUGUUCCAGUGGCUUGACUUCCAACAGGAACGUACCGAUAUCAAGCAGUUGUGUUCAAAGUCAUUGAAGAUAUUCGAAAAUGCCAGAGCUACUUCUAAUGCAGACUUAUGGCAGCUUCAAAUCAUCAUUUCUGAUGGUGUUUGUGAAGACCACGAGACCGUGGAAAGAAUGGUUAGACAAGCAAGAGAAGAGAAGGUUAUGUUGGUGUUUGUUGUGAUUGAUGGAAUUACAUCCAAUGAGUCUAUUCUUGAUAUGUCUCAGGUGAGCUAUGUUCCUGACGCCAACACUGGUGCCAUGUCUUUGAAGGUGAACAAGUACUUGGACACUUUCCCAUUUGAGUUCUACGUUGUGGUGAGAAGUAUUAAUGAGUUGCCAGAGAUGCUUGCUUUGAUCUUGAGACAGUACUUUACAGAGAUUGCCAAUGUCUGA